CGCGCGGUGCGGCAAGGGGCGGCUCCGGCAGAGGUGAGCGGGCCCGGAGCGAGGCGCGCCCGGGGCUGGGCGGCGAGAAGUGGCGCUGCGGGCCGGGGAGCUUCCGUGGGAGCCGGCUGGGAGCGCUGGUCGGCUGCCGAUGGACCGCGCGCUCGGGGCAGGUGGAGGAGCAGCCCGGGUGGCCUCGUCCGCGGUCCAGUGGCCAUGGAUCUGGGUGCCGUUACAAAGCAGUCAGCGCUGCACGCCAAGCCCAGCGGGCUCGUCCUUCAGUAUGGGACCGCUGGGUUCCGAACCAAAGCCCAGCACCUGGAUCACGUCAUGUUCCGCAUGGGAUUAUUAGCCGUCCUGAGGUCGAAACAGACAAGAUCCACCAUAGGAGUCAUGGUGACGGCAUCGCACAACCCCGAGGAGGACAAUGGUGUAAAAUUGGUCGACCCCCUGGGGGAGAUGCUGGCUCCAUCCUGGGAGGAACACGCCACCCGCCUGGCUAACGCAGAGGACCAGGACCUGCCAGGGGUGCUCGAGAGCAUCAGCGUGGAAGAAGCAGUGCCCCUGCGGCAGGAUGCCAUUGUGGUCAUCGGCAGAGACACUAGACCCAGUAGCGAGAAACUCUCUCAGUCUGUGAGAGAUGGUGUGGCUGCCUUAGGAGGUCAAGUGCAUGAUCUCGGCCUGCUGACCACGCCCCAGCUGCACUACGUGGUGUGCUGCCAGAACACAGGGGGACGCUAUGGAAAGGCCACCACAGAAGGCUACUACCAGAAGCUCUCCAGGGCUUUUCUGGAACUUGCCAAACAGGCGUCCUGCGGUGGAGAUGAGCACAGGACAAUAAAAGUCGACUGUGCAAACGGCGUGGGCGCCCUGAAGCUGCGGGAACUGGAGCCCCAUCUGGCACAGGCGCUGUCACUGCAGCUGGUUAACGAUGGGACCAAAGGGAAGCUCAAUCACUUGUGUGGGGCUGACUUUGUGAAAAGCCACCAACAGCCUCCGCAGGGGAUGGAGAUGAAGUCCAGUGAGAGGUGCUGCUCCUUUGACGGAGACGCAGACAGAAUCGUUUACUACUACUGCGAUGCCGGCGGCCGCUUCCACCUCAUAGACGGGGACAAGAUAGCAACGCUGAUCGGCACCUUCCUUCAAGAGCUCCUGCUAGAGAUUGGAGAAAGCUUAAAUCUCGGUGUUGUACAAACUGCAUAUGCAAAUGGGAGCUCAACACGGUAUCUGGAGGAAGUUAUGAAGGUGCCCGUCUACUGCGCCAAGACAGGCGUCAAACACUUGCACCACAAGGCCCAGGAGUUCGACAUUGGAGUGUACUUUGAGGCCAACGGACACGGCACGGUACUGUUCAGCACAAGUGUUGAAACAAAGAUAAAACAACUAGCGGAAGAGCUAGAAGAUGAGAAGAGAAAAGCUGCGAAGAUACUUGGAAACAUGAUUGACUUGUUUAACCAGGCGGCCGGCGAUGCCAUUUCCGACAUGCUGGUGGUCGAGGCCAUCUUGGCUCUGAAGGGCUGGACCGUGCAGCAGUGGGACGCGCUCUACACAGACCUUCCAAACAGACAGCUCAAAGUUAAGGUUGCAGACAGGAGGGUCAUCAGCACCACGGACGCCGAGACGCGAGCAGUCACACCCCCGGGGCUGCAGGAGGCCAUCGACGGCCUCGUGCAGAAGUACCGGCUGUCCCGUGCGUUCGUCCGGCCCUCUGGCACAGAAGAUGUGGUCCGAGUGUACGCGGAAGCUGACUCUCAAGACAGCGCAGACCACCUUGCACAUGAAGUGAGCCUGGCAGUAUUUCAGCUGGCUGGAGGAAUCGGAGAGAGACCCCAACCGUGUUUCUGAAGAUAAUUUUCAUAUUCCUGAGAAACUGGAUUUAAAAUUUUUUUGUGAAACUAUCAAUAAUUCUGACAAUACUGUGACAUUUAUAAUCAUAAUGUUUACAAUGUACCUUACUAGAUUUUUAGAUCUAAUUGCUUUUCUUAAACACUACCAGAAUGAUUCUUUAGAAAUCUGUAAGCCUUAUUAUACUUGUUAAAGAAACUCACCUCUAAUUUCAGUGUCACUAACGUAGAAUCCUGGGCUUAAGCGUACGAUUCAAUUACUAACUUCAUAGUGGCAGGCUGCUGGGAGGUCACACCUGUCACACGCACGCCUGCGAGGGUGUCUGAGCAAGAGGCCGUUUUGCAGCACUUGCUGUUGCUGCCACAGCAGAGAGGGUGGAGGGGCCUGGAGAUACCAGUGUCCCCACUGCGGAGUCUGCAGAGUGAGUGCUGGCUAGCUUGCCUAUUCAGUCCCCCCGCAGGAGCCUGGGGGACAGGGAGGCCGACCACCUCCUCAGGCUGCGUGGAACUUGGGCCACACUGGGGAGGAUGCAGGGCCCCGGCACCCUCCCUGUUCUGUGAUGGUCCAGGGAGGAAAAUUAAUUGUAAACUGUCACCCACCCUCUGCCGGAGAAGUGACACCAUUCUGAUAUUGGAACAUGGGUAAUAAGGGAAAGAAAGAAAAAAUCCCCAACCAGUGUUAAUUAAACCGAGCCUGAAACCAACA
Molecule: messenger RNA, 2538 nt
Organism: Otolemur garnettii (small-eared galago)
Lineage: Eukaryota; Metazoa; Chordata; Mammalia; Primates; Galagidae
Gene: PGM3
Product: phosphoglucomutase 3
Exons: 13
Coding region: 205-1833 (542 amino acids)
Biological process (GO): carbohydrate metabolic process; hemopoiesis; UDP-N-acetylglucosamine biosynthetic process
Molecular function (GO): magnesium ion binding; phosphoacetylglucosamine mutase activity
Source: RefSeq, a predicted model, not a curated record